Messenger RNA from Salvia miltiorrhiza (redroot sage), 747 nucleotides. RefSeq lists its product as uncharacterized. The transcript has 2 exons. Lineage: Eukaryota; Viridiplantae; Streptophyta; Magnoliopsida; Lamiales; Lamiaceae. The record is from RefSeq and is a predicted model, not a curated record. The coding region runs from base 1 to 747 and encodes 248 amino acids.
AUGUCAUCUUGGUGUAUCGCUAGUGAAGAUAAUGUACAUGGCAGACAUCAAAAAGGUUUAUCUCUGUGGACACGAGUUCACAAGUUGUAUGAACAAGCUCAAGCAGAUAAUCCAGAAGAACUCAGCGAAAGAAAUGUCGAUAUGAUAAAAGGUCGUUGGAAACGACUAAAUGAAAAUGGAAACAAGUGGCUUGCUGCUUGCAAGGAAGCAUAUAGUCGGAAAAGGAGUGGAAUGAGCCAAGCAGAUGUUGAAAAAGAAGCUCAUGCAAUUUAUAAUGAAACAUGUGGUUGCAGGUUUCAGGAUUUAGUUGUAUUCAACGAAGUCAUGUAUGAAGUUUCUAAUGAAGAGAGUGGUGGCAGCUCCAAAAGAUCGAGGACUUCCGAACAUGGAGAUUAUUCUGCACCUUCCAACCCAGAAACUCCAACUAGUGAUUGUUCAACUAUUCCUCGUCCUAUAGGAAGAGAUAAAGCCAAAAGAAAAGGAAAAGGUAAGAUAUCAGAAUCUUCAUCUAAUAAUGAAGUUGUUGCAGAAAUUCGUGCUUUGAGACUAACUAAAGACAAUGAGGUCGAAGCAAUGACCAAACUACACGAGGCUAGAGUCGACUUGGAGCUGAAGAAGGAACAGAGAAAGGCUAUUAAGAUGAAGGAAGUUAUGUUGAACACAUUGUUGGCAAAAGAUAAUUUGUCCCCGGAAGAUGAAGAGAUGAAACGUCGUCUAAUUGAAAUUGUGUUUAGACAGUCAAUGUAG